AUGGAAGGUGGAAAUGAAGCUGCGGAGACUCUUGAGCAAAAUAGCCAUCAACAAACACAAGAACCUAGUACUUCUACUGUUCCCCCAUUUGUUCCUGGUGAAUCUCCUGAAGAAGAUGACGCCGACUCUGGCGAAUAUGACCCAGAAUACGACCCGGAGUCUGUCGUCAUGUCCACUACAGUUACACCAGCUCCCCAAGCAACUGCAACACAUCCCCCGCCUCCCGCAAAUGCCACCACCUCUUCUCCUCGUCCGACCAAGAAGCCCAAGAAGGCUGGCGGAUUCAUAGUUGGCUCCUCUGACGACGAAGAUGAAGAUACUCCAGCCCCUACUCCAGCCCCUGUUCCACAGCCAUCACCUGCUGCCACACUACAGCCCCAGCCUAUACAGGCUGCCGCUGAGGGCCCAGCGCCUGCCUUUUCGCAUUCUCCCCUUCAGCAGACUGCGCUUUCUCAGGUUGUUCCUGCUGCUGCUGCUGCUGCUAGUGUGCCUGCCCCUCAAGUGAGUAAUGGACAAACAAGUAGUACACAUCUACCUACGGACAUCGUGAGCAUUCUCGAGGACCGUCUUAAGAAUGAUCCUCGCGGGGAUAUGGACGCUUGGUUGGCAUUGAUCGAGGAAACACGGAGGCGUAAUGUAAUCCAGGACUCCCGGUCGGUUUACGAGCGAUUCCUUGAGAACUUCCCUCAAUCGGCUGAAGUUUGGGUCCAAUACCUGCAAUUGGAGCUUAGUCUCGACAACUUUGGAGAGGCCGAGAACAUAUUUCAGCGAACUCUGACCACCAUAGUCGAUGUACAGCUCUGGACUGCCUAUCUUGACUACGUCCGCCGCCGGAAUGAUCUCAACGACACCACUGGCGCCGCCCGCCAGACCGUUAACGCAGCGUACGACUUUGUCCUCGACAAUGUUGGACAGGAUCGUGAAUCCGGUAGAAUAUGGCAAGAUUACAUCCAAUUCCUCAAGAUCAGCCCCGGCCAGGUCGGUGGAAGUGGCUGGCAAGACAUGCAAAAGGUCGACACCUUGAGAAAGGCAUACCAGCGUGCCAUUUGCAUUCCCAUUUCCAAUCUCAACCAGCUUUGGAAAGAGUACGACCAGUUCGAGCUGGGCAUCAACAAAGUCGCGGGCCGUAAGUUCCUCCAGGAGAGAUCGCCGGCAUACAUGUCAGCCCGCAGUGCAAAUACUCAGCUCGACACUGUUACACGUGGUCUCAACCGAACCUCGAUCCCUCGUCUGCCACCUGCACCCGGGUUUGAGGGCGAUCUCGAAUUCAAUGCACAAGUCGAACUGUGGAAGAAAUGGAUAGCUUGGGAAAAGAGUGACCCAUUGGUUUUGAAGGAUGAUGAGCCAGAGACCUUCAAAUCCCGGAUCAUCUAUGUUUACAAGCAGGCAUUGAUGGCUCUUCGCUUCUGGCCGGAGCUGUGGGUCGAGGCUGCUGAAUGGUGUUUUGAGCAGAAGAUCUUGGCCAAGGACGGUAAUGAUGAAGGCCUGCUAUUUCUGUCACAGGGCGUCGCUGCGAACCCAGAGAGCACUCUUCUGGCUUUGAAGCACGCCGAUCAUAUCGAAUCAACUCACCCAGCCGGAGAAGGCGACGCUGGCAAGCUCGCUUUGAGUCAAGCUGUGCGUGUUCCUUACGACCAGGCACUUACAUCACUGUACGCCCUGAUGAAAAAGCUCAAGGAACGUGAGACGGCAGCGAUCAAGAGUAUCGAGAACGAUCCUUAUUUUACAGUAGCCGCCGACCAAGAAGAAGACGACGAGGGCGAGGUUUCUGAAAAUUCGGCAAGAGACAACGCCAAGAAGGACAGGAUUAAGGCAGUUCAGGAUGGGUUCGCAGUGCAGAUUCACAUGUUGAAGCAGCAAAUCUCUCAUCUAUGGAUAGCUUUGGCGCGUGCGUUCCGACGUAUUCAAGGUCAAGGCAAGGCCACUAGCCGCGAAGCACCAUCCACAGGAGUACGCCAGAUCUUUACCGAAGCCCGACAACGAGGACAACUUACCAGCGACGUUUAUGUGGCGAUUGCUCACAUUGAGUGGGACAUUUAUCAGGAUCCAGUAGCCACCAAGAUCUUUGAGCGUGGCGCCAAGUUAUUCCCAGAGGAUGAGCACUUCGUUGUCGCGUAUCUGAAGCAUCUGCAUUCUCGACAUGACACAACCAACGCACGUGUUGUAUUCUCUCAAACUGUGAAGAAGUUCAAGGAGAAGCCUGAACUCGUACUGAAGCUUAAGCCGCUUUACGCCUACUUUCACAAGUAUGAAGCCACGUUUGGCGAACUUGCGCAGAUCAAGGACCUCGAAAAGCAAAUGGCAGAGAGUUUCCCCGAAGACCCGACUCUAUCUCAUUUCGCGGCUCGCUUCUCCUCAGACAGAUUCAAUCCAAUCGCUGCCAGAGUAAUCAUCUCGCCAGCCGCGCAGAUGCGUCCCAAGCACAUCAUGCAAUCUGUCGAGCAGAUGCCAGGUUCCAUGCGCGGUAGCCCUCACCCUUCUGUACUUGCGGAUCGAAGUCCUCGACCGCAAUUUUUACCGGCAGUCAACUCUCCUAAGCGACCUUUCCAGCCAGAUGACGAUGAUGUUAACCCUCCAAGAAAAGUGGCACGAGGAGUGUCGCCGCUUAAAGGUGCGGCAGGCCGCCGUUUGGACCAACAACGUCGAGCUCAAGGUCAAGGCGUGGUCACUUCCACAGGCCCUGCCCCCAUCUCGCGCGAUAUCACUUUUCUACUUGGUCUCAUACCCCCAUCGCAACAAUACGCAGCACCUCGUUACAAGCCUGAUGGCAUGGUACGUAUCCUCAGGGAUACAGUGGUGCCCGACUUCAACGAUUGGAAGGCAUCGAAUCAAGGCGCACGUCAUAGCCGCCAAGUCUCUUCAGAAUUCGCUUCUUAUUCGUUACCCGCUGGAGGACGUAACAGUCCGUUCAUGACUGCCGGUUCAGGCACAUUUCAGCCACCAAUGACUAAUGAAGCAAAUCCUGCAAACUUUUACUCUGGCGCAUUCCCAUACAACAUGGGCCAGCAACCAGGUAUUCCACAAUACCAUCCCUUUAGGCAGGGUUGA
Messenger RNA from Truncatella angustata, 3048 nucleotides. RefSeq lists its product as uncharacterized. Gene Ontology annotation, biological process: mRNA 3'-end processing. The record is from RefSeq and is a predicted model, not a curated record. Gene Ontology annotation, cellular component: nucleus. The transcript is spliced from 4 exons. NCBI's taxonomy places the organism in Eukaryota, Fungi, Ascomycota, Sordariomycetes, Amphisphaeriales, Sporocadaceae. Gene Ontology annotation, molecular function: mRNA binding; protein binding. Bases 1 to 3048 code for a protein of 1015 amino acids.